Magnolia sinica is the source of this 1678-nucleotide messenger RNA. Its product is annotated as casein kinase II subunit beta-1-like. The transcript is spliced from 5 exons. Gene Ontology annotation, cellular component: cytoplasm; protein kinase CK2 complex. NCBI's taxonomy places the organism in Eukaryota, Viridiplantae, Streptophyta, Magnoliopsida, Magnoliales, Magnoliaceae. Gene Ontology annotation, molecular function: protein kinase regulator activity. Bases 311 to 1177 code for a protein of 288 amino acids. The record is from RefSeq and is a predicted model, not a curated record.
AUCAGAACCCUAACACUAGUUCUUCCCUCUUCGUUAUCUUUUUGCUCCCAAUCCCUAGCUCUGAAAAUAUAGGGUUUUUUAAUACCCUCGUUUUAUCCCUCUCCCUCUCUCGAUCUCGAAACCCCAAAUCCCCGUUUCUUCUCGUUUCCUGCUCCUUCUCAACUGAAAUCUAGGUUUUUUUUUUUCCUUUGUUUUUGUUUGCCAUUGGAGGACUAUUGAGAGAGGGGAUUGAUUUCUCUAUCAGCAUUAAAGGGCAAAGGGCAGGAGAAUCGAGGAGAGAGAUAGAGUGAGGAAGCAGAAGGAUUUCAACAUGUACAGAGAUCGAGGUGGAGGCGGAUCGAGGCCGGAGAUUGCUUCUAUUGAUCGGAAGCGGAUCAAUGAUGCGUUGGACAAGCACCUCGAGAAAUCGUCGCCUUCGACUUCCAAGGGGUUGAAUGGCAAGGAUAAGGAGAGGUUGUCUGUGCCGUCCACCUCUGCUGGGAAGCUGCCGCCGGAUCACAGGGACGGACGGUCCGCGUCCAUCGCCAAGAACAAAUGCUCUGAUGCAGCAGAAGAAUCUGAUACAGACAGUGAAGAAUCAGACGUCAGUGGUUCCGACGGGGACGACACAUCUUGGAUUUCUUGGUUUUGUAAUCUGAGAGGGAAUGAGUUCUUCUGCGAAGUCGAUGAUGAGUAUAUCCAGGACGAUUUUAAUCUUUGUGGACUAAGCAGUCAAGUUCCUUAUUAUGACUACGCCCUUGAUCUGAUUUUGGAUGUUGAAUCUUCUCAUGGUGAUAUGUUUACUGAAGAACAAAACGAGUUGGUUGAAUCAGCAGCAGAGAUGCUCUAUGGUCUUAUUCAUGUUCGAUAUAUAUUAACCAGUAAAGGGAUGGCUGCAAUGCUAGACAAAUACAAGAACUACGAUUUUGGUAGAUGCCCAAGAGUUUACUGCUGUGGACAGCCCUGUCUUCCAGUCGGUCAAUCAGAUAUUCCUCGAUCGAGUACUGUCAAAAUUUACUGUCCAAAAUGUGAAGAUAUUUAUUAUCCAAGAUCCAAGUACCAAGGCAACAUCGAUGGAGCUUAUUUUGGCACCACAUUUCCUCACCUGUUCAUGAUGACCUAUGGUCACCUCAAGCCACAGAAGGCGUCUCAGAGCUAUGUUCCAAGAAUAUUUGGCUUCAAGAUUCACAAGCCUUGAAAGGUUUGCGUUGGUUAGUCCACCACAUGUCAUUGGGUAAGAAUUCACAAAAGUUUCAAUUUUUAUGCUUGCUUCUAUUGAUGAGGAGCAGUUCCUUGUCUUAUGAGUUCCACCCUGGCACACAAGUUCAGAAGAGGCUGGAAAAUGCAACCACGCCCCUUAAAUAUUUUUUGGAAAUAUUUGGAAAGCGAAUUGAUUACUUGUCCAGCUGUAGCUUCUUUUUUAAUUUAUCUGUAUUCACUAUUUACAGAGCCUUGUAAGCUUUCAAUGGUUGAGAAUUCAGAGCGCCAUGCAUUGUGGGGUUGUUGGUUGGGUUUCCUUUUGGAUAUUUUAUUUCACACGUUUGUGUACCCAAUAUCCACGAUAAUCCCCAACAUUUGCAUUUGCCCAGAUUUUUAAUUUGCCUGUUUUCCUUAUUUUCUUGUAAAAUGGAUCUGUACCACGAAACUGAAAUACUGUAGAUGGUCUUCAGAGUUGCUUUAUUUCCUUUUUGGAUGCCCA